Molecule: messenger RNA, 1017 nt
Organism: Ixodes scapularis (black-legged tick)
Lineage: Eukaryota; Metazoa; Arthropoda; Arachnida; Ixodida; Ixodidae
Exons: 3
Coding region: 102-731 (209 amino acids)
Source: RefSeq, a predicted model, not a curated record
UCGAGGUGGAGGUUCUUCUGGAAGUUGCUCACGUUGCUGCGAUUAGCUACGUUCAAGAGCAACUUGUUCCAGCUUAAUCAGGUUGAAAUAUCUCCAGCAACAUGUAUCGUAUUGCUGCCUCAUGUGCGGUUCUCUUAGUGCUUCCGUAUGUGAUCCAUGCAAACAUCAUUGACAGUUCCAGAGGUGGAUGCGACACCUUGGACCGAGACUUGGAGUUCAAGCUAAACCAGCUUUUAAGUCGUCUUCCGAGAACUUACACCGAUACUCACUUUGGCGGUACCAAAAUUGGGAACGAUCUGCUUAUCCUGGGCAACGCUACCAUCACCCACCUGAAUCGACUCGAACCGUCCAACAAAUACCAAGUCUUCUGUACAAAGAACGAGAAGCGAAUUAUUGCAAACCUUCGUUCCGAUUUCCUUGAGAUUUCCUAUCCCUGGAGGUUUUGCUCUGGAGACAAAGGUCUUAUUUCCACGGAGAGCCCCCUGGUGGGCCUAGAAGUUGUAUUUCUUGUCAGGGAGGCGGACCAAGGUAAAACAUUGAUGGUAUCGAGGGUUACGCCUUUAAUACUGGAAGGGAUCUUAGUGCAUUUCAUUGGUGCAGGCAUGAUACCGGCCACAAUCUUUAGUAUGGCUGGUCAUUUAUUCCCGGGACCUUUCAGGUACUACUGGGCGAUGGUCAUGCCAGAGUUCGUAAAGAGAGCUCCUAUGGAUACCCUCGCUCAGAUGCAGUAGGUUCUCAUUGUAAGCCACCGAGAGCAGGAAUAUAUAUACUGCUGCAUAUUCAAAGUAAGAAUAGUGCAAGUCUGAAAAAGUGUGCGAGCUCUCGCGAGGCAGUAAUUUCUAUGUUGUAUUCAAGGCCGUUCUUCUCAUCAGGGGGUGUUUUUUUGUACUUUUUUGCGUGUGCAUAAUGGCGUCAUAUAUUAGAAGUUUUAUACCCGGCUAUGCAGCACGUGUCAAAGUAUGUCUAUUAAAACACAUGUUUUUUUGUCGAAAUAAAAUAACUUUUUUUCGCUAAACA